AUGUCUUCUUUUACACCAAUCAACGCUCGGCAGGUGGAAGAGAAGAAGCGCGCUCGAGCCAGACAAUGCUACUGGUGCGUUGUCAUGAAGCCUUUGGAGGAGCUCUGCACGCACCGGGAUAAUCCAGACGAGCAGUGCUGUUGCGAUGACUACGAGAUCAAGCGCAGCAAAGAGGAGGAAUCUGCGGUUCAGGCAGAGACGGAAGACACUGUCGGGGCAGAGCAUGAAGCUCCUGCUCAAGCGACCGCGGAGCGACCCAUUGUCAAGGAAAGGGCCCGCGGCAAGGCCAACAAUAAGAAGACGUGCUCCAGGUGCAACGGCAAGAAGUACAACAUGAGCAACUUCGCGGACCACAUCAAGGUCCACGCCCUGGAAGAAAACGGGGAAAUGCAGCUUCAAUGGGCUCAAGACGAAGCCGCGUGA
Molecule: messenger RNA, 423 nt
Organism: Fusarium subglutinans
Lineage: Eukaryota; Fungi; Ascomycota; Sordariomycetes; Hypocreales; Nectriaceae
Exons: 2
Coding region: 1-423 (140 amino acids)
Source: RefSeq, a predicted model, not a curated record